This is a messenger RNA of Paramormyrops kingsleyae, 1921 nucleotides long. It is a transcript of the gene rras, whose product is annotated as RAS related. The record is from RefSeq and is a predicted model, not a curated record. Gene Ontology annotation, biological process: signal transduction. Lineage: Eukaryota; Metazoa; Chordata; Actinopteri; Osteoglossiformes; Mormyridae. Gene Ontology annotation, molecular function: GTP binding; GTPase activity. Gene Ontology annotation, cellular component: membrane.
AGUGAAAUUAAACAAUUUAUUGCUUAAAGUAGUAAAUGUUCUGCGCUUUGAAGGACACUCCCAGGUCAUACAUACUCAUGAGGCUUCGAGAAACUCUUGGAUGAGGAAAAACGUCGCCUCUGGCUAUAAAAAAAAAGAACUGAGUAGGAGACGAAAGUAACAUGAAGAAAACGUCGUUAGCAGGAAUCGGGUCUAGCUGGUUAUAAAGGCGAUCUGUGCGCGUUUAUCAUCGCUCGGGCAGCGACGCUCCGCAGGAAAGCAGCUGGUUUUGAUUAUUAGUAGUUGGGGUUACUUUCGAGUUACUUUCGAGUAGUGAAGCUGCCGAAGGCGGGUGCGGAAGGGAGGGACGGGACGCUUUGCGGAACAGCGCGGCUCCCGACGCCGACUUUGGGGAUUCAGACUCCGCUCUUGGACCUUAAGAGACGCCAAUGCGAAACGCGCUCCGCGAAUCCUGAAACACCAACUGCUGACAAAGGAACUAUGCGGGCCCUGUGAUUUUAAAACCAUGACAGAGGAUAUCCGGGUGUAAAUCAAGGUCAUAAAACUACCAAUCAGGUAGUCAUGUCGACAGAAGAAGAAAGGUUCAAACUUGUUGUGGUGGGUGGAGGCGGAGUGGGCAAAAGUGCUUUAACGAUCCAGUUCAUACAGUCCUACUUUGUGUCAGAUUACGACCCCACCAUCGAAGAUUCCUACACGAAGAUCUGUAACGUGGAUGGGAAGCAGACCAGGCUAGACAUCCUGGACACAGCAGGGCAGGAGGAAUUCGGCGCCAUGCGAGAACAGUACAUGCGCUCUGGGGAGGGCUUUCUGCUUGUGUUCGCCCUCAACGACAGAGGGAGUUAUAAUGAGAUCCACAAGUUCCACACGCAGAUCUUGAGGGUGAAAGACCGCGAUGACUUCCCCAUGGUCCUGGUCGGGAACAAAGCAGAUCUCGAUUCCCAGAGAACGAUUCCUAAAGAAGAAGCCCAGGCCUUUGCCAGAGAGAACAGGAUCCAUUACAUGGAGUCGUCAGCCAAGAGCCGCCUCAAUGUGGAUGAAGCCUUCUUCGAGGUCAUUCGAGCGAUAAGAAAGUUCCAGGAGACUGAAAAUCCACCCCUUCCCUCUCACAACCCCGACAAACGGCGACCUGCAAGCUGCCCCUGUACCCUGCUUUAACUCUUCCGCACCUUCUGCUAAUCACCACAGCCACUCCGCCUUGGUGAGGACACCCCCCCCCCCUUUCAAAACUGAGCUCAGUGUCUCGUGUGGCCGUGAAUGGGAGAAGAUCUGAGGAAUGGACAGAUUUUGGGAGAGAUGGAGGAGACAGAGGGUGUGUUCCAGCGGAAGAGGUCCGGUGGGGGGGAGGGGGGGUCUACGGAUUGUGAAACAUUCCAAUUUAUUGCUGUGUUUUUUUUUAUCUUGCAUAUUUUAUUACGAUGUUCUGUGUUUAUAUCUCAAUUUGUACAAAUUUUAACGGGUGGAGGGGACUGAGGGUGGAGCUGGUGCCUGGGGCCUGCCUGAGCACUGGGCCAGGUUGGGGGGGGGGGGGGUGAUGAAUCCCAGUAACACUAUGAAACUGGGCAGCACUACACAGGUGGGAGGUGCUCAGGGCCACCUGGACACGGGACAGUGUGUUCUUCACACAGCUUAACGUGUAUCAUCAAGCAGAAGUGUGUCACACUAAAGCUGCAUGCGUGUGCUCUACAUGUGCUGACAUGCAGGGUCUGGGUCACAUGCUGCCAGAGCCCUGGCAUUCCCAGACUAACCAGUGUGCCAAGCAGGGGCUCGUGCUCCAUAAGGGUGUGCGAGUGUGUAACUGUCUAUGAAAAUGCAUCGCUGUGCGUCACAGUGGGCCCUACAUGGCCACAAGCUGAUAUUAUAUUACAUAUUACAAUUUUGUACCAAAAACAAUGUCUGAUUAAAAUGGUCAGUACUGCGAUAA